Messenger RNA from Linum trigynum, 5475 nucleotides. NCBI's taxonomy places the organism in Eukaryota, Viridiplantae, Streptophyta, Magnoliopsida, Malpighiales, Linaceae. The record is from the annotation of a GenBank genome assembly.
GUCCGACUAGAUUUUGAAGUCCUCUCAUCUUAAUGGUCAAUAAUAUUAGUGUUCAGUGCGCCCUAAUCCGCUAGAUGGUCUUCUUGUGGAGGAUCAUUAACCAUUGUGAGUUAGGGUUUGUUUAAGUACAUCCAUUAAUCAUGCAAGAUUCUUUCAAUAUCUUCAUCGCGCGAAGUUCUUUUAAUCUUUUGAUUAAACCCGCCGCACUUUUUUUAUUAUAUAUAAGCGUUGGUAUAGGUUUUAAGGUUUAGUUUGAAUGUUAGGUGUUACUGAAGGAAUUUGAAUUUUAGAUUUUCACGUCAAAGACCAUCGAGUUAAUCGCUAGACCAACCCCUUGAUUAAACUCAGCCGUCACCAUACUUUAUAUCAGAUUUAUUUACAUAUUAAAUAAUAUUAUUAUUCAGGAAAAAUAAAAUAAAAAUAUCCGUCUUCUAGCUCUCCCGUUGACAUUGGUCUCUUUAAAUGAAAAAUCUAAUUCACUAGUUACACAUGAAAUCGAUGAAAAUCAAUAAUACAACAAAUUCAGCCGUUCAGCAUUUGAAAAACCGAAGGUGGAGGGAGGGAAGGGAACUAAACGAGCAGUAGAAAUAGACGGCAGAAGAUCCGACCCGUCAAGAUCACCGCCGUCUGAUCUCACGGUAACGAACGAGAGAAACAAUAAUAACAAUCCAUGCUAAAAUAAUAAAAUAAAUAAAAAUAGGGUUUUCUUUCAAAAAACUCCUCUUCUCUUCUUCCUUCCACCUGGAAAUAGUCCGCCCCUUCUCGUUUGAAUCCCUCCCUUCUCCUCCCUUCUAUAGACCGUUUAAAUUCCUCUCUCUACUCUCUCGCUCUAGGAAAAAGAAGGGAAGAAGGGGGGAAAAGCAGCCCCAAAGCAAACUCAAUCGGAAAGUGGGAAGUAGAGCACAUUCAUAAAUCAUCAUUUCUUCAAACCAAGUGCCAUUUCCACCAGAUUUGGAUUUCCUACUACUCCACUCGGAUCUGCGCAAAUGCGCAUCGCUGCGACUGCCUCGCCGGCGCCGUUGCAACUCCUGCGUCCAUUGAACAAGUUCAGUCCGGUGAGUGAGUGAGUUUGGUUUGAACUCUUUUUCUUUUUUUACGAGGGAUUUCGAAUUGGUGUGAUUUGGUCGGGGGAGAAAUGAGAGGCGAAUGGCUUCGAACUUAUGCUGCUUCUGGGGGUGUUUUUUUUUAUACGAAAGAGGAUUCUUUGGAUUUUGGAAGAGGGAUGUUUUGAAAUUGCUUCUGUUAGAGUUCAGGGUAAUCGAUUGUGUUUUAGGGUUUGGAUUCGGGGGUAGUAGUAGUAGUACUGAUUAGUCGUAGUUUGACUUGUUCAAUUUUGAAUUUGUGCUCAUGGUCAACAUAGCUGUGAUAAUUUGAAUUUCUGUUCGACCGCCAGCCUUACCGAUGGGUGCUGUGCUGUGGCUACUAAAGUUCAUCUCAUGAUUUCUCCCUUCAAUCUAGAGAAAUUGCCGGCUGAAAAAGCUAGUUGAUUCUCUCUACAUGCUGCCAAAGUUGUUUCCUUUCUACCAUUUUUUUUACUCUGUUCGAGGUUGAAUUAGCCUGUCUGUUUGGUUAAUUAGCAUGCGAUCUUGAAGGUUUAAGCGUGAAAUUGAACUUCCUUUGCAGGGAGGCAUAUGACGUCGUGGAGAAUAAACUGCAGAGAAAACGAUCAUAGAGUAGGGAUUGGGGUAUGCAGCUUUAUUCUUCUAACAAAGAACGAUGGGCAGUGAGAAGUCAGUUUCUGCUCCCUCGGAUGGGGUGAAUGAUAGCGUUCAGAAAAUCCGGCCACUCCAUGGGAGAACGAGUGGCCCUACUCGGCGUUCAACAAAAGGGCAAUGGACAGCUGAAGAGGAUGAGAUUUUAUGUCAGGCUGUUCAACGAUUCAAGGGAAAGAACUGGAAAAAAAUUGCUGAAUGUUUCAAGGACCGAACUGAUGUACAAUGCCUGCACAGGUGGCAGAAAGUCUUAAAUCCAGAACUUGUGAAAGGACCAUGGUCAAAGGAGGAAGAUGAAACAAUUGUUGAACUGGUGAAUAAAUAUGGACCAAAAAAGUGGUCUACAAUUGCCCAACAUUUACCAGGGCGCAUUGGCAAGCAAUGUAGAGAAAGGUGGCAUAAUCAUCUUAAUCCAUCAAUUAACAGACAGGCUUGGACUCAGGAUGAGGAGUUGGCCUUGGUCCGUGCUCAUCAAGUUUAUGGAAACAGAUGGGCAGAGCUCUCAAAAUUCUUGCCUGGAAGGACAGAUAAUGCUAUAAAGAACCAUUGGAAUAGUUCUGUGAAGAAGAAGUUGGAUUCUUACUUGGCAUCGGGUCUACUAGAACAGUUUCAAGGCCUUCCCCUAGUCAUGCAUCAAAAUCAAGCCACACCUUCAUCUUCUUUAAGGUUGCAAAAUAGUGGAGAUGAUAACGACAGCAGUCGAAAGUGUGGCACAGAGGCAGAGGAAAUAUCUGAGUGCAGUCAAGAGUCAACAAUCUUGGUGUGUUCUCAGUCAGCUAGUGAUUUGGGCAAUAAUUCCGUUAUUGGUACCAGAGAAGAAUUCCAGUUAACACAAGAUUCUGGCAUGGUUAAUGAAACACACCCCUGUACUGCUGCCCAUUGUCCCCAGGAGUAUUACACAUCUCUUGGAAAUGUCCAGUUUUCCAUCCCAGAUGUACCCUGUGAAGCAGAUGGAUCGUCCUCCGGCUUUCUCCAGCAGAAUUAUGCUCAUUUGGCCGCAGUUAAUAAUCCAGCAAGUAGUGAAUACCAAUUUAACUUAGAGGACCUUUCCAACAUGCCUCAUUCACUGGAAUUCGGACAAGGUGGCUUUUCGGGUGUGCCAACUCAUUGUAGUAUCGGUGCUCAUGAAACCCAGGAAAUGGGCUUCACUGCUCCUAUUCCUUUGGAAGAUAUGGCAACAUGUUCAUCCACACCCGAACAGCAAAUUCUUAUACCGGACGAUGAAUGUUGCAAGAUCUUGUUCUCAGAGGUAACAACCAGUGGAAACGUUGCCCCUCAAAAUCAUCAUAUAGAAGACUCGUCAAAUAUGGUUGACUUAGGUGGAUCGUCAGUCAACCAAAGACCUGAUAAUGUGCUUAUUCCAACUCAUGAUGAAGAUCUAAUAGCAAGUGUUAUGAACUUCUGUGAUGGUGGUGGUGGUGGUAAUAUGAUGCAAGCAGAACCAUAUCUGGAAGAAGCUUCAAAUUUGGAGAUGACGAAUGACGGUAGACUAGAUCAACAUCAAGGUGGGGAUACAGGAUCAUUAUGCUAUGAGCCUCCACGGUUCCCAAGCUUGGAUCUUCCAUUCCUAAGUUGUGAUCUAGUGCAACCUGAUAGUGAUCUUCAGCAAGAGUACAGUCCACUCGGUAUCCGACAAUUCAUGUUGUCUUCAGCAAGCUGCAUCAGUCCAUUUAGGCUGUGGGAUUCUCCAACUAGGAAUACGAGUACCACCAGUCCCGAUGCAGUCCUCAAGAGUGCUGCUAAGACUUUCAUGGGCACACCUUCCAUUUUGAAGAAGAGGACACGGGAUUUAUUGUCGCCUUUGUCGGAGAAAAGAGACGAGAAAAAGCUUGAGAUUGAUAUGACAUCCAGUUUGGCUAGAGAGUUUCAACGCCUGGAUGUAGUGUAUGAGGAGAUGAAAUCUGGCAACAGACCGUAUUUAAUGUCUCCAUUAUCCAAAGUUAACCAAAUGUCUUGUAGUGAAGAUAAGGAAAAUGUGGACCCUGUUCUUCAAUCGGAUGAAGGAGAAGGGAAGGGACGAGACUCUUCUACUACCUCAGAGGAUGCUGUUAAAGUGAAGAAAGAAAUCGAUGGUGGUUAUACGAAGACAAAAGAUCAGGAUCCCGGUGUUAAUAACCCCCAACUUCACUCCGAAAUACUUGUUGGUGAAGAAAGCUUGAGUGAUCUGUUACUAUUUUCACCUGAUGCUCGAACUCCAAGAAACUUCCAUCGAAAAAUCUUGGCUACUUUAUCAGAGAAGGUUGUGACAGCUGGGUCGUCAUCACCUACUGUGAACAAGAAGAAUGAAGGUCAAUCGACGGUUGCUGUUUCUGCAAUGAAACCCCUGGCGUCAUUAUCAGCACCUGCUCAGAAAACAGUUGCUACUGCUACUACCACCACUGGGAAUGACCUCUUUGGUGGAACUCCUUUCAAGAGGAGCAUUGAGUCUCCCUCCGCAUGGAAAUCUCCAUGGUUCUUUAACUCUUUCCUCCCCGGUCCAAGGGUCGACACCGAAAUUUCAGUUGAGGAUAUGGAAUAUUAUCUGAGCCCGGGGGACAGAAGCUACGACGCAAUCACACUUUUGAAACAGUUAAGCGAGCACACUGCUGCUGCUUGUGCUGAUGCAUUGGAAGUUCUUGGGGAUGAAACCCCUGAGACCAUAUCGAAAGGAAGGCAACACCAGACAAACCUGGUCACCGGUCAAGAAAACAAGGAUGGAGAGUGUGACAUUAAUGGUUCCCAUUUGGCCAAUAUCUCUCAGAAGGAAGGCCGAGUGUUGGACUUCAGUGAAUGCGGGACGCCUGAGAAAGGAAGGGAGAAUGGGAAAUGUUCUUCUUCUACUACGGUUGCAGUAAGCAGCUUGUCCAGUCCUUCCGCUUUUUCCCACCUGUUGAAGGGUUUCAGAUAGUAAAGGAAGAAAGCCAAGGGAAGGACAGAAACAGUUUUAGGCUGUGGGAACUUCUAUUGUUUAUAGUAACACCAAAUAUAGAUGAUGUAUGUAAGCAUUUUGUCUGGAAUCCGAUACUUGUUAAGAACCUUCAAUCUAUUCUGAAUUCAUUCAAACUUGUUCAUAUCAGUCUCUCCUAUCUGAUUCGAGAGAGAGAGAGAGAGAGAGAGAGAGAGAGAGAGAGAGAGAGAGAGAGAGAGAGAGAACCGAGCAUUAUUUCUUUUCGCCGUAUCUUGUCAAUUUACCUCUAUCUGUUUGGAAUCAAUGUCGAGAAGGGCGGAACGCGGCUAUCAAGGGUUUGCAUGGAAGCUUUUUUUCUAGUUAAGGAAAUGCUCGUGUCGAUGAACUGUGGCUAUUUGUAAUGUGAUGUACAGAAGGUAAGUGUAGUGGGUGAGGAUACAGAGGCAUUGAGGCAGAUAUUGUUUUUCCUCUUGUCAGGAAUUGCAUGAACAAAUAUAGGUCUAGCGAAUAGAGUGUGACGAUGUUACUUGACCAAGAGGUUGCCUUGUCCCACAAGAAAGUGAUGGAAAGCCUGAAAGGAAUGGAACGAUGAACCCAUCGAUUUCUAGACCGAUGUUCUAUGCUAUGAUUCGGGUCUGUCAGUCCAAGUACAAUCUAGCAGUUGUUAUGUGAAUGAUGCUUCUGACAUUAUAACUCGCAGGAUUGCAACAAUUUGGAAGAGAAGUUCAAAGCUCUCGAGAAGCAGCAUAGGAAACUAAGCAAAGGCAAGCAAAAGGCAAAUGUGUAGGGAUCAUAGGGUACUCAUUAAAUAAAUUAUGUCGAUAAUAUGUAUGAUAAUUUUACUGUAAACUCGUCCAGUAAAUUUCCAAUAGUUAC